GUUCGGUGGAGAGCCUUUCUCACACAACCUCGUCCCUGCAGCCAUCGCCAGCUGCCUCUACCCACACCUCCCACAUCGCUGAUCCCUCCUUGGUUGACCACACUGCUGCGGACAUGUCUGCUGCAGAGGAGACCCCCAGCGAGUCAGGAUCGGUCUUCCUCCCCGACUACCUCUUCCUCUCCAACUGCGAGUCGGGCAAACUCAGCCACAACAGGUGUGACAGCUGGUCCAAUUCAGACAAAUCUCUGGAGCAAACCUCACUGGACGAUGUAUUUCUUGAAUCCUUGCAGUCCCAGCCCUCCUUGUGCCCUGUACAGCCAUCCAGCACUGGCACUGUGCACCAAGAUGGACCCACUUUGGCAAAUCCCAGCACUGUGUCCAGGAACACAGACAUUAGUGGACCACCCAGUGACAUUUCCUCCUCUUCUCCACUGCUUGGGACACCGCAGACACCAACCUUUCAGACUGACAAGAGCCAAAACACACUACCAUACAGUAUAACCCAGCUGGACAUCCUGUCCAACACACCCCCACCACGGCCGCCCAAGCCAACGCACUUCUCAGACAGGAGAGGGGAUGAGGUGGGCAGUGGGGCCCCUCAGAAUGGAUACACAGGGAUGUGCCAGGCUCAGGUUGCUCUGGUGCCCAGGAGGAUCUCCUUGUCCAGCUUAGACAACGUGAGGAACUGGAAAGCAGACAUGGAAGGCAGUUCCUUAAGAAGUCGGGAUAAGAGGCUUAGCUUGAAUUUGCCUUGUCGGUUCUCCCCACUCUACCCGACUGCUUUGGACAACACAGAGGACAGCUACGUGCCCAUGCGCCCCAGCACCUGUCCCUCUGUGCCUGGCUCUGACUGUUCACCUGAUGGCUACAUCCCCAUGAGCCCCAGCUCAGCCACAUUUACCUUCCCUGUCGUCAGCACUGAAAAACUCACCAGCCCAUUACCUGAAUUUCCCUUGGACCUGGAGCCCCCUCCUGUGAACCGAGACCUCAAGCCUCGUAGGAAAUCACGGCCACCUCCUCUGGACUUGAGGAACCUCUCCACAAUUCGGGAGCAUGCUGCCGUGACCAGGAUGUGGACUGUGCCUUACAAUCGAAUGAGCUUUAUCUCACCAGAAAGAGACGGUAUUAAUUCAGCAAGAAUAUUUGCCAAUUCAGUUUCCGGAGAAGAGGAAGAAAGUUACAUUCAUAUGGAACACAGACAGGCAACAUCUCCAUGCAAUGGUGCUUUUCCAUGGACAAGGAAAUCUAACCUUGAUUACUUAGCACUGGAUUUUAAUUCUGCUUCCCCAUCCCCUGUACAGAAGAAACCUUUUCUCUCUGAGGAGCAGAGAGUGGACUAUGUCCAGGUAGAUGAACAGAAGACUCAAGCUUUACAGAACACUAAGCAGGAAAGCAAUCAAAA
This is a messenger RNA of Apaloderma vittatum (bar-tailed trogon), 1402 nucleotides long. It is a transcript of the gene GAB3, whose product is annotated as GRB2-associated binding protein 3. The annotation marks the transcript as partial. Lineage: Eukaryota; Metazoa; Chordata; Aves; Trogoniformes; Trogonidae. The transcript is spliced from 8 exons. The record is from RefSeq and is a predicted model, not a curated record.